AUGGCCCUCAUCACGAUAUCUGGCUAUCCAUCCUCUGGAAAAUCACAGCGGGCAGCUCAGAUCAAACGACACUUCGAAGCUCGGCUGGCAGACCCAUCUUAUACGGGACCAUCGCUGUCCAUCGUUGUCCUCGACGACGACACUCUCAACAUCGACCGGUCUUCUUACAAUGAUUCGAAAUCGGAAAAACCAGCUCGCGGAACGCUCUUCACAGCUGUCCAGCGCAACCUGGCUCAGAACAAGGUUGUCAUUGUCGAUUCGUUGAACUACAUCAAGGGAUUCCGGUAUCAGAUGUAUUGUGCUGCGAGGGAGAUCAAAGUCCGCGUCUGUACGGUGUACGUGCUCGCUACGCCCGAUCUUUGCAAGCAAUGGAACAGCGAGCGCACGGAUGGAAAAGCAUAUGCCCCAGAGACCCUCGCGAACUUGCUGCAGCGCUAUGAAGAGCCCUCUUCGAUGGUUCGAUGGGACUCCCCUCUCUUUACUGUGUCGUGGUCAGAUGAAGAUGUACCAGCAGACGACAUUUGGAGAGCGAUAACCGAAGGAGUAGUGAAACCUCCCAACACGGGAACACAAGCUGUGGCAAAAGCGCCGACUGACGCCCUGCGUACGCUCGAGCACACCACUGCCUCGGUCGUCUCUGCCCUCGUCUCCGAACAGGCCAACUCUGGCUCACUCGGCAGCACGACCACCAUCACUCUCUCCCCUAUACUGAAAGUCCGCAUAACCCUUCCCCCACGUAAUGUGACACUGUCAGAGCUGCAGAGGUUGAAGAGACAGUUUGUGACGUUGCAUAAGAAGGCGAUUACGCUAGGUACAACAGAGAAAGGUGCGGUGGAUUGGAGUGAGCAGAGCGUUGCAGACAAGUUUGUUGUGUAUCUCGAAGAGAAUAUGAAGCCUUGA
Pisolithus orientalis is the source of this 900-nucleotide messenger RNA. Its product is annotated as chromatin associated protein KTI12. NCBI's taxonomy places the organism in Eukaryota, Fungi, Basidiomycota, Agaricomycetes, Boletales, Pisolithaceae. The record is from RefSeq and is a predicted model, not a curated record. The coding region runs from base 1 to 900 and encodes 299 amino acids. The transcript is spliced from 5 exons.